AUGGCCCCUUACUCAUACAACAGCCCCCCUUUGGAGUCGCCUCCCCACAGUCCGCGGUCCCUGGAUUCCAAUUCCGGUCGAUCAUCUGAGGAACGGAAAUCAUCCUGCACAUCAGUCCAGUCAAUAGCUGCCGUCUCGCCAGGCCUUGUGCCCAAAGUCCAACUGGUGCCCUACACGAGAACCGCGAGUUUUGACGUCGUCUUUUCAGAUGCCGAACGAGAAGUGUUGAAAAACACCAACUUUGACUCGAUGGACUUGUCCUCCCAGGACUUCGAGUUUGAAGACAUCUUCACCUACGACAAGCCCCAGAAGAAGCUAGCCAAGGUGGUCGAAGUAUCCAGACCGACCAGAGAACACCGGGACUGGUCGAAUUUCUCUUUUUCUCAUUACUCUGCGGCGAUAAAUGCUCGACAAAAAGUCAACCGGCAAAAGUCAGGCAUCGGAGAGCUGUACAUGAAGAACAAGAGGGAUGCUCAGAAGUAUUGA
Molecule: messenger RNA, 486 nt
Organism: Exophiala spinifera
Lineage: Eukaryota; Fungi; Ascomycota; Eurotiomycetes; Chaetothyriales; Herpotrichiellaceae
Exons: 1
Coding region: 1-486 (161 amino acids)
Source: RefSeq, a predicted model, not a curated record